AAUCAGCUGAUUCUACCGGUUUUUUCCAAAAUCUUUUCUAAAAGUGAACUGAUUUUAAUUCUCUAAUUAUGAUUAUUAAUUUUAAUUGUUCUCGAUUUAUUCUACUUAUUAUUCUGUUUAUUGAAUCGAUGAUUAAAUAAAUUCUGAUGGUAAAUCAAUUGAAUCUUCAAUAUGUCAACAUCAAAAGGAGUUCGUAAAAAAGGCAAAUCAAAUUGGAAAAAGGUACUUUAUGAAUCUCAAGAUUUUCCAGACAAUUACAUCCCACCGACAUUUCUUAAAGAUUUACGGAAAAAUGUUAAUUUGAGAUAUUACUCACUGAGAGAAUCGUUAAUCUAUUCUGGUCUUUUAACCCAAGAAAUUAAUUGUAUCAUAAUUUUCCUUCAAGUUUUUAAUCUUCUACAAUCAAGUGAACAAUCAUCUUCUAAUUAUAUUUGUAUUUCCAUUGCAAUUAUAACUCUACUUCUUUACCUGACACUUUUAUUGUCUUCAGAAAGCGAUGAUGUGAUCGGUCAACUUAAAACAGGAAUAAUUUUCAUCAUCAGUGGAUUCACAGUCUCACCAAUCCUGAAAACAUUAACGGAAACAAUUAGCACCGAUACAAUUUACACAAUGGUUACAUUAAUGAUGAUUAUUCAUUUAAUUUUUUUCGAUUACGGGGUCAAAGUGGCCAUUGUCAGUCCGUCUCUAUCAAUCAAUAGUGCCAUUUUCGCUGGCGUUUGUCUUGCCUCUCGAUUGACCUCAAGUUAUCAAGCAUUUGCCUUACUCACCUUUGCGACCGAUAUUUUUGUCCUUUCAACUGUAAUCCGAUCAAAAUUGCGGAAAAACAUCUCAAUUCAAGUUAAUUACAUUCUAACUUGUUUAUUAACCACAAUCUCGUUGAUUCUCAUGGUUAAUUUAUGCUCACCCAUUUUCACAAUUAUCUACGUCAUUUCGUUGAUUAUGGUUAAUCUAAUUCUUCCCUAUGGUUUCUGGUCACUUCAAUCGUACAAGGAAAACAUUUAUGGCCCAUGGGACGAAGCCGUGAUCCAGAUAAAUGAUUGAUUUACUAAUUGUCAAGGAAAAUGUUUAUAUUCUUGUUAAUUCUAUUUAUAUAUUAUUUUUUUAUUUAAUGUUAGAUUACAUGCUUAUUGCUUGUAUAAAAGAAACAAUAAUUGUGAUCAACAUUUGUGUUGAUUUUUGGAGAGAUAGUUGGAUGUUGGUGCUGAAAUGAUUAAAAACAUGCAAAAAGAAAUUGAUAAUCAGCAUGAUUUCACAAUAAUUUGAAGAAAUAAAUUAACUUGUGAAUAGAAAAA
Messenger RNA from Panonychus citri (citrus red mite), 1292 nucleotides. It is a transcript of the gene PIG-C, whose product is annotated as phosphatidylinositol N-acetylglucosaminyltransferase subunit C-like. Bases 172 to 1041 code for a protein of 289 amino acids. The transcript has 4 exons. Gene Ontology annotation, cellular component: membrane; glycosylphosphatidylinositol-N-acetylglucosaminyltransferase (GPI-GnT) complex. Lineage: Eukaryota; Metazoa; Arthropoda; Arachnida; Trombidiformes; Tetranychidae. Gene Ontology annotation, biological process: GPI anchor biosynthetic process. The record is from RefSeq and is a predicted model, not a curated record.